AUGACGGCGACGCCGCUGCUGCCGCCAGUCCUCACGCGGCUCAUGCGCUUCACGGAAGGCGACUUGGUCAAGACACCGUUCGGCGAUGGCACCUUCCAGCGCAAGCUCACACAUGCGCCAGGCCGCCACGUCUACGUCGUUGCGCUUAAGCGCGGUGGCCUCUUAUACGCGCAGACGUGCUGGAUGAUGCCACGCCUGCCGACGCUGUCGGGCAACGAGAUGCCGCAUGGCGUCCACAUCGAGACGCGCUCGUCAGGCGCCCGCGGAAGCAUUCUGCAGUACCGCGUCGCUGAUAAGAGCUACGACGUGGCCUUGGAGGACGGAACGACUGCGACCUUUGCCGCAGCGGACCUGCGCUUGGCGUGCCGAACGCGGUGCCAGACGCAGUUUGGCCUUGGCACGGUCGUUGCUUACCGCGCGGCCAGCGACAGCUAUGUUGUUCAGCUCGACUCGAACGCGACCGCCUACAUUCAAGCAGCCGAUGUGGCAGCCCUCGACUUGCGCUUGCUCGAGAAGAUUCCCAAGCCCUUUAGCGCCGCGCAGGUCCUCGCCGAGUUCAACGGUCGUGUCUCGAUGGAGCAGGCCGAGGCGAUCAGCGCCGCGGGAGAGAACGCGUACUUGACGCUGCGCGCGUACUGCGAGAAGAACGCGGGCGCGCUCACGUCGAUUUCGACCACGUUUACGUACGGCCGCGAGUACUCGGAGGCGUUGGCGUCGUGUGUGAACCCCGAGAUCCAAGACGCUGCCGGGCGCGUCCGAGCGGCGGGCGAGCGCGAGCUCGAGAAACUCACCAAGCUCUCGGAGCUCGUCAAGCACCGCAUCGAAGGCCAGAUGACGAGCAACGCCGAGCUGGCCGCCCUCACGGACCACUCCAAGAAGAUUCUGCAAGGCAUUGGCAACAGCAUCGAGAUGCGCCGCGUCGCCGAAGAGCUCAACAAGCAGCUCCAAGCCAGCGCCUCGAGCGACGACGGCCGUGCGCUCAUUGAACAUUUCAAGGGACUGCUCCAGACGCGCGUCGAACAGCAGCGGCGGCGCCUCGAGCUCCUCGAGCCCAACACGCUUCUGGACAAUCUCGAAGGCACGCUGUCGCCGCGCGGUCUUCAAACGCGAGCGACGGCCUUUGUCCAGCGCGUCUCGGGGGACAUGGCGACGCUGGACCCGCUCGAGUUGCUCGCGCAAGUCGAAGAGCUUUUGCCCAACGUGUCAAAAAAAGCGGCGGGUCUCUUGGAAGACGGCGAAGACCUCUUGGCGCGGCUUCAAAAAAGCAAGCAGGGCCAGAAGCUGCUCGAAAAGGCCAAGGAGCUCGCCCAUGUCUCGGACGACCCUGAUGCGAUCCGCGACAAGGUCACGCAGGCCGUUGCCAACGUGCGCGUGGAUGACCUCGCCAAGUGGGGGCGCAACCUCGCGGUGGAUCGGGCCGCGCGGCAAGCGUUCGUCGACCAGGUCAAGGACCACUGCUUGGAUUUCCUCAUGUCGGUGCUACCAACGAUCGAAGUGCCGCCCAUCGUCGGCACGAAAGACGAGAUCGACUACUCGAUCUCGGUCCUCGACCUCUCCAACUUUCACGUGCCGAAGGAGAAGGUCGUUGUCAAGCUCGGCACGGCCUCCGACGACGAAGUGCUGAAAAUGCGCGCGUCUCGCAUCUCGUCACUGAUUCCUGGCCUCCAAUGGACCUUUGCGCAAAAGUACUUUCCGUAUCUCAACGGUGGCGGCGUGGCCGACGCGUCCGUCAACGGCGGGUGCAUUUCGCUUGGCUUUCGCGCGGAGAAGGUGCUCUCGAUAGAGACGGGCGAGUACGAACCGACGUUGGCCGUCUCGUCGAUUGAGAUUGAGAUCAAGGAAGAGCUCAAACUCACGGUGCAAGGCAGCUGGUUCUCAGCCGUCUACAACGUGCUCGCGUCGCUCUUCAAGGAGCUCAUUCGCGAUUACAUUGCGUCAACGCUCGAAGCGAGCCUUAUCGAGCACGUCGUGACGCUCGUGAGUGCCCUCAACAAGCACAUCAAAAGCUACUGGCCGCUUUUGCUCCAAGUGCUGCACGUGACCGUCGACGAACUGCCAUUGGCGAGUGCGUGGCGCGGGGCCAAGCCGCUGCCACCGCCACUGCCGCACGAAGACGACAUUGCGUUCAACAUGACCAACGUCCCGCUGGUCCUCACCAAGCGUAUACGGACCCGCAUGGCCACGGUCACCAGCGUCACCGUCCCGCCGACCGCGUCGACGACCGACCGCGACGCGCUGCUGAGCGUGCCGCUGCACUCGACGCUCGUUGGUAUCAACGGCCUCUCGUGCGCCAAACUCACGGCGAGCGAAGUUCGGACGCUCCUGACGACGCUGCCGGCGCCGAUGCUUUUGCGGUUCGCAUCCCCCUCGCCCGACGACGCCUUUGCCCAAGUGGCGCCACGCCGCAAGCUCCGGACGUACGAUGUCGAGUUUGGCCCAGGAUCGUUUGGCCUCAAGCUGCGCGCACGGCCGCUGGCGCCGCUCGGUGUGAUCGUUGCGGGUUUUAUUCCGGAUCGCACGAAAGACGAGACAAAGGCCAUGGGUGCAGGCGAGCUCAGCGGCCAGAUUCGCCCGGGCAACCUGCUGCUCAAAGCCAACGGCUGGGACUGCCGCGACAAGGAGUUCAGCGAGGUCAUGGAGCAUCUCAAGACGCUGCCGCGGCCUUGGCCGCCGCUCGUCGAGCUCGACAGUCGCGGGGACCACGUGAUCGUGUCGGGGUUCACAAGACUGCCGUCCAUGGCACGCAACUCCAAGCAAGUGGCGGAAGGCGACACGCUGGUCUCGAUCAACGGACGGGCGGUCGCCAAGCUCCCGUACGACCGUAUCAUGACGCUCUUGAAGGAAGCGAUGGACGCGCCGCCCUUUGACGUGGCGUUUGGACGGAAAGCCGACAAGAAGGUGACGAGCGUGCAGUUUGCCCACGGGCCCAUGGGCAUCCUCUUUGGCUCGGACCGGGACGGCAGUGUGUUUGUGAAGAAGUUUAUUCCAGGGUUCGGGCCUGCCGAACGCAGUGGGCUCGUGCACAAGGGGUUUGUGCUGCUCCAAGUGGGCGGCAAGACCGUGCUCGACCUCGACCACGCGCAGUCGCUCUUGGCGAGUGCGGCGCCGCCCUACUCACUCACCGUCCGCGACCUCGACAUGGAAGCCAACAUUGCGCAAUUGAACUAA
Molecule: messenger RNA, 3168 nt
Organism: Saprolegnia parasitica CBS 223.65
Lineage: Eukaryota; Oomycota; Saprolegniomycetes; Saprolegniales; Saprolegniaceae
Exons: 19
Coding region: 1-3168 (1055 amino acids)
Molecular function (GO): lipid binding; protein binding
Source: RefSeq, a predicted model, not a curated record